Molecule: messenger RNA, 2486 nt
Organism: Amphibalanus amphitrite
Lineage: Eukaryota; Metazoa; Arthropoda; Thecostraca; Balanomorpha; Balanidae
Product: protein HEXIM1-like
Exons: 2
Coding region: 352-1233 (293 amino acids)
Biological process (GO): negative regulation of transcription by RNA polymerase II; negative regulation of cyclin-dependent protein serine/threonine kinase activity
Cellular component (GO): nucleus; nucleoplasm; cytoplasm
Molecular function (GO): cyclin-dependent protein serine/threonine kinase inhibitor activity; 7SK snRNA binding
Source: RefSeq, a predicted model, not a curated record
ACACUAAUAGCCAGUCAGCCACAAUGUUGUGUGAAUGGGGGGUUUACGCUCUGUCAAUAGCCAGUCAGCCACAAUGUUGUGUGGAUGGGGGGUUUACGCUCUGUCAAUAGCCAGUCAGCCACAAUGUUGUGUGAAUGGGGGGUUUACGCCCUGUCCACGGCUCUUCCCAGCGCUUGUCUUUUUAGUGGCCUUCGUAUCACGGUCAAACGCAGACUGAAAUCAGCUGAUCGUGGUCGGGUGUUGGAGGCGUCCUGGUGAAUUUGUGCUUUUUUGCUAAGAAUUAGCGUGGUUUAGGCCUGGAUUUCUGUUCCAAUCGCUUCCUAAGGAACGUUGGCUGCCCUCCGAUGUGAGAUGGCCACCUCGCCCGCCGCCGAGAUCCACCUGACCGGGACGCCCGGCAGCACGCCUGCCAACGACAUGGACGACUUCGUAUCGCUGCCCGAUGACGACAAGGACCUCAGUCUGAUGAUCGAGUCCAGUAAGACGGACGACCUCAGCAACGCCCUCCAUACCGACCCGGACGCUCCGCGCAAAAAGAAGAAAACCCGUCGAGGAAAAAAGAAGCAGCGCCAUGCGCCGCCUCCAGAGGGCGUCGUGAACGCGGUCGAAGAUAACCAAGAUGGCGCUGGUAUUGCGCGCCCAGAGGACUCGGCCGCGGCGGGCGCUGCUGCGCCCUCACAGAACGACGACGGAGAGCAGGCCGUGCCGAGCAAGAGACAGCGGCUGAACCGGCGGCAGCGGCGGCGGCGGUCGGGCCGGCUGCCGGCGCCCAUCCUGCGUCCCCGGGACGUGCCGCGCGCGCCGCUCAACUCCACAUCGUUCAUCAUCGACGACCACGAGAACUCGGCGUUCUACAUCGACUUCGACGCUGCGGCGCGUCGCUCGCCGACCGGCCCGUCGGACGGCUCACAGCUGGAGUCCUCGACGGCCGAUGACGAGGACGCGGAGGAAGCGGCGCUCGCUGAGGCGGAGGAGUUUUCGCGCAAGGACUUUGAGAACGUGUACCGACGCGCGCGCGAGGAGGAGCUGGCCGAACUGGAGCGGCCUGAGCUGGUCGAGUGUGUGCGCGCUCUGGAGGCGCGUGUGCGCGAGCUGGAGGCGCAGCUGACCCUCUACGACCCGGAGGUGUGGGUGACCAACCUGCAGAACCAGCUGCUGCACCUGCAGGAGGAGAACCUGAUGCUGGUCAAGACCAGGGAGGCGCUGAUGAAGAAACACGGUCUCGAGACAUGAUCGGGCCCGCGGCCAGCACGCACGCGCGAGGAAAUGAUUAAAACUUGCUGCACAAUUUCGGAACUUUUGAAUUCUUGUUAUGAAAAUGGCCUAGCUGAAGUAUUUAUGCAUCAUUUCUCUCGAGGAAUGUACAUCUGAAGCGGCCCAUCAGAAAUACCUAGUCGUGUUCUGAUCUGUUUACGAUAGUUGAUUGAAAUUACUUAUGUCUCAUUUGUUCAUGUGAUUUGCAUUCCUCGAAAGCCAUCGGUGCCAAAUGGAAUACGAUGUGUUGUGUUUUCAUAGCAUGGAUUCACGCGUUACCGAUGUGGGCGGUGAGUUGGUGUCACUUAUUUCGCGUGUGCCGGCGUCGCGCACGGCAGCGGCGCCGAAUCGGCUGUGUUUCAUGUACAUACCAUUAUUCGUGUAGCGGUGGCCGAGCGCGGCCCGCGUCAGAUUCAAUGUUUAUGCGCACACAUAUCCUGUGGUGCGGGCGGGGCUGCGUUUUGGGGUGGGGGUUGGUGGCGACGGCGCGCCGUAGCAGGGACUGGGCCUGUCACCUCAGACACCCGCACACCUGUCUAGUCCGAUCGCUGCGCUCGCGGCGACCUAUUGCGUGCUCUCACGCGCCGUGCGUGUGCCCGUUGUGAUCCUUUUAACUCGGAGCGCCCCCUGGGCGGGUCGCCGCGCCGUUUCGUCGUCUGACCGUUUUUUGGAGGGGGCUGAGCGGGGCUGGGUGGCGGCGCCGGCGGCGGUGCCGGUGCCUCUGUCGUGCCGGCACUGACCGGCAGGCGACGGGGCACCGGCGGGCCGCCCCGACCUCGGCUCCGACCCCGCUCAGCCACCGACCUCAGUGGAUGCGGGAAAUCGCGGACGUUUGCGACCUGACGUGGCUCGGCCGACUCGAAACACGACCGAAACGCUCCCCUCCUCUCUCCGCCGCUCUCGUUGCACCUGGGUCGCUCUGUCGCGGCAUAUAUUUGCUUUUGUUCGCGCUGAGCAGUGUGACUGCCAGCCUCAGCACUUUGCUACAGAUGGGUCUCUUUUUGGGGGAUGGGAGAGAAAAUGUGUUGUUUCUGCUGUGUUGUUUUUAAUUUUAUUUGUAUAUUCAAGUGCAUUGUGAGCAUGCGCAAUACGACUGCCACCGGAUACGAAAGUUCCGCCCGUGACUAGGCGCAAAACACCUGUUUUUGGGAGUGUACAGCUUCACAGCGCUUACGUUUUCUCCCCUGACCCAGUCAUUGUACAUAUUGUAAAUACAGGAGCGUGACUGCGCA